CGUGGAUCCAACCCAAAGCGCUCCAACCCAUUUCAAAAAUUUGGAGCACAAAUUAAAGAAAGGGGGAAAAAAAAAAAAAGAAGAAAGAGAAAAAAAGAAAAGGAGCGGUAUCACUUCCCAAAUAAAGCCGAGGGAGAGGACGAAAUAUAAAAAAAACCAAUAAAGGCGACGCUUAUCGCCAUCCCACGCCAGCGAUCCGCGUGCUCCCAGAUUCCACCAAUCCUUACUCUCCGAUCUCUCUCGUGCUGCAUCAUCUCGACCGCCCGUUGACAUACCAAUACGAACACCUCCCUCCCCUUUAUUUAUCCUCUCGCAUUUCUGUGUUUUUUUUUUUCCCCCCUUUUUUAUCUUAAUAUAAUAAUAACUUUCCCUUUUUAUUUCUUCUCCUCUUCACCCCCCAUUCUCCGAUCCAUCUCCCAACCCCACCGUUUCAAAUCCUCCCCUCUCUCUCUCUCUCUCUCUCUCUCUCUCUCUCUCUGCUACGCAAAAGGAGCUUAGCUUCAUCCAUGGCUACAGAAGAAGUGAGCAAGCCCCCCUCUCUUCCUCCGUAUCCUGAGAUGAUCAUGGCGGCGAUAGCGGCGCUGAACGAGACGAACGGGUCGAACAAGUCGGCGAUCGCCAAGUACAUCGAGUCCAAGUACGGGGGGGAGCUCCCGGAGUCGCACGCCUCGCUCCUCACGGCGCACCUUGCGCGCAUGAAGGAGAGCGGCGACCUCCUCUUCCUCAAGAACAACUACCUCCGCCCCGGCGUCGACACCCCACCCAAACGCGGCCGCGGCCGCCCUCCCAAGCCCAAGGUCCCCGGCUCCGCCCCCGCCCCUGCCGCCGCCGCAGCCGCCGCCGCCUCGCCGCGCCCCCGCGGCCGCCCCCCCAAGCCCAGGGACCCCCUCGCCGCCGCCGCCGCCCGGGCCGCCGCCGGGAUGCCAAGGCCCCGCGGCCGCCCCCCCAAGAAGGCCCGCGCCGCCGAUGUCUCCGCCGUCCCCGCCGCCGCCGCCGCCGCCGCGCCGGGCGGUAAGCGGGGCCGGGGGAGGCCCCCGAAGGUGAAGCCCGCGGUCGCCACUGACGAACAGUGACGAUGGGGGCGGGUGGCUUGGUUAGGGAAGGUGGUUAAACCCUAAUUAUUAAUCCUUUCAAUCUUAUCGUCCUUCUUAUCCUUCUCCUUGUUGUUGUUGUUGUUGUUGUUGCUGUUUAGUUGUUCCUUUUUUUUUCGUUUUUCUUCUUAUUUAUCUCCCUCUCUCUCUCUCUCUCUCUGUUUAGAUUCUCUCUAAUUGUUGGAUGGCGUAGGAUGCAAGUGGUGGGGGUGUUGUUGUACUCUAGCUUUAGAUGAUGAUGAUGAUGCAUGUAUGUACAUUAUCCGAAACCCUAAGCUGACCCUUCUAUUGAAAGCGACCGAAUUAAUUAAUUAUUGACCCCUCCUCUUGUUGUUUGA
Messenger RNA from Ananas comosus (pineapple), 1429 nucleotides. Its product is annotated as HMG-Y-related protein A-like. Gene Ontology annotation, molecular function: nucleosomal DNA binding; double-stranded DNA binding. NCBI's taxonomy places the organism in Eukaryota, Viridiplantae, Streptophyta, Magnoliopsida, Poales, Bromeliaceae. Gene Ontology annotation, cellular component: nucleolus; nucleosome; chromatin. The record is from RefSeq and is a predicted model, not a curated record. Gene Ontology annotation, biological process: regulation of DNA-templated transcription; negative regulation of DNA recombination; chromosome condensation. The transcript has 2 exons. The coding region runs from base 507 to 1073 and encodes 188 amino acids.